AUGAGUUCCAGGCCUCCAAACACCCAGGACUCGGGGGCCAACCCAUCCGGUCCCCAGCCCAGCAGAAAAGGGUCCGUUAAAAGAGCAAGAGAGCUGCUGGAGGCGGGUGUACGCCCAAAUCGAGCAUCGCCGUCGCCGUCGUCUGUCCCCGGACCUCCGCCGCUCAAGACCGUCCCUCCUCAGACUCAAUGGCCUCUUCCAGCUUCUGGCCUUCAGCCACGCCCACUCAACCCUCAAGCGCACCCCCAGCAAGACCCUAGGUUCUGGCACCCGCGCGGUCCCCCACCGGCCAGGCCUCCACGCCCAAGCGAGGCCCCUUCCCAAUUGCCUUCCCCGUCUAUCUACUCUGAGAGAAGUGGACAGAGCUCCGAGACUAACGUGAACUAUCGAUCUCGACCAGCUCGCUCUUUUUCGCAUCCUAAACCACCGCAGGCGCUAGCAAUUCCUUGGCCUCGCCCCGGAGCAAAGGAUGACUCCUGUGUGAGCCCUACCAGCACUUUUGAUCUGACUCCCCGGAUAUCAAUCGCCACAGACGAUCUGUUCAGACAUUCGACCGCUUCAUCCACAAGCUCUAUCCCCAUUAUGCCCCCGGUGCCCUGGCCAGAGCCUCAUGUACCCCCCGCGAAUCCCCGGACCAAAACUGCAGGACUUGCAGCGCCUAAUUCUCGUUGCUCACGAGCCCGCGCAUCAUCUGUCUCUCCCAUCCCAGAGUCCGAGGGGGAGUUCUCUGAUCCUCGCCAGACAUUGGGAUCUCUCGCUUCAAGCCGUGCCAUUCCCUCCAGCUGGGGCUCUAGUCCAGCAGAGUCUGAGAUUCUAGGCGCUUAUCUAGAUUACGAGUCGGACGAGGAUGAAGAAAAAGUGGAAAUCGGCGAGGGCCAAAACGAAACACUAGUGAGAAACGCCAGUCUGGGCAAGAGGCAGAAGCCUACCAUGCGCACGAUCAUGAAGUCCAACCCGAGCUCCGAAGUCUCAAUCCCAGAUUUGCCAUCGUCCAAUCCCCAGGAGGAGUGGAAGAAGAAUGCAGCUGCUGGUCUGACUAUUGGAGCUGCUGUCGGUCAAGCACUUCACCAACCUAGUCCUCUGGGGCGGCACUCUACUUCUACGACUUCGGCGGAAUCUUGCGUGGACCCAGAGAAGCCUCGUUUUGCCAACGUCAUGUAUAAUUCGGCUUCGGAGAGAGAAGUCGAGGCUUUGCCUAGCUUGCCCAAGGCUGCUCCCACCAUGAGCGAUAAGCGACCUGAUGGACGCAAACCUCCGCGUCUUGAUAUGGGCGCUGUGCGAGACGCAGAGGCCCGCGGUAGUCUUUCAAGCUUGAGUGAUCUGAUUCGGCGUGCUACCAGACUCGCGUCGAACCUCGACCGUGGAAGAACUGCCAGCCGCGCCGACCUGGCGGCGGAUCCAGAGUAUAAGGGGUUCAUGGGUGGACAACGCCGUCGCGGCUCAGGUUCUCUUUCCGAUAUCCUGACUUCAUUCCCCAAGCCUGGAUUGGCUACUCCAGACAAUCGUGGCUCGUGGCCUAUUUUCUUCGGACGGUCGAACCUUCGCAACGUUGAGCCUCUUAAUUCCAACGACGAAUUCACCAAUGAGAAGCAGCCUGUCAAGCGCAAAUGCUGUGGAAUGCCGCGAAAAUGGUUUAUCGUCCUCUGCAUCAUUCUUUUCAUCGUCCUGGUGCUCGCGAUUCUCCUGCCCGUUUUCCUCAUCGCCGUUCCCAAGCAAAACGCCGGCAAUAACAACUCAUGCGCCACCACCAACGCCUGCCAGAAUGGCGGAGUAUCCGUAUCAAGCGGCUCCGAAUGCUCCUGUGUGUGCGUGAAUGGAUACACUGGUUCACGGUGUACCACUGCAGGCGAUUCCAGCUGUAUCACAUCCGAGGUUGACAACGGCUCAAUCUCCACGAACGCGACCAUGGGUGAUUCUCUUCCGACCUUGUUCAGCGCUGCCUCGAGUAUAUUUGAUCUCAGCCUGGACCCAGUCACCCUUAUGGCCCUCUUUAGCUUGAGCAACGUCACCUGCAAGACCGAGAACGCCCUCGUCUCCUUCAGCGACGUCAAUAGCAGCAGCAACACGCGCCGCUCCGUCCUCCUCCCUCUCGAUCUCCCCGUGGCCGAAGAAAUCCCCUCUCUCACGGUCGUACCUACCGGCACCGCACCCGCACUCGCCGCCCGCGCCGAGGCCACCAAGGACGGUAUUCUCUACGAGAACUCCGGAGACAAAAGCACGACGACCCAAACGAAUAGCCCAGCAACAGUCACCCAUAUCAGCGCAACCACUUCCACGACCACAGCGGCCGCGACGACAUCCACCGCAAGCAUACCGGACAAGGUGAUUGAGUUCUCGCAGGUCGCGGUCCUGUACAUCCUCCAGAAAACGGGCUCUAUCGACUCUGCAUUAUUCUCCGAGUCGGAGAUCAGCUCGUAUCUCACGAGUGCAGAUGGGUAUAGUAACACGACGCAACCCGAGAUCCACUUGCUAGGAGAGUUCGGACUGAACUUCAAGACGAUGAAGAUCAGCGUGGAGAACGGGACUUCGACCUGA
Molecule: messenger RNA, 2535 nt
Organism: Penicillium atrosanguineum
Lineage: Eukaryota; Fungi; Ascomycota; Eurotiomycetes; Eurotiales; Aspergillaceae
Exons: 2
Coding region: 1-2535 (844 amino acids)
Source: RefSeq, a predicted model, not a curated record